Molecule: messenger RNA, 1038 nt
Organism: Penicillium soppii
Lineage: Eukaryota; Fungi; Ascomycota; Eurotiomycetes; Eurotiales; Aspergillaceae
Exons: 2
Coding region: 1-1038 (345 amino acids)
Source: RefSeq, a predicted model, not a curated record
AUGUCAUCAAAUGCCGAUCGUGGAUUGUCACAUCGAGGUGUCCUUCACGAAUAUGCUCCUAGACUUGUGGCAUUUGAGUUCACCCCACCCGCAGAGGGUGUCAAUAAGAUCAACAGUCUGAUUUUCGUGGGUGGACUGACAGAUGGAUUCUGCACUGUCCCCUACGUAUCCAAACUAGCCGAGGCCCUUGAAAGCAGCGAAUGGUCGGUCUUUUCCGUUCUGCUCUCGUCCUCUUAUGGCGGAUGGGGAGUUGGAAGCCUCGAUCGCGAUGUAGAAGAACUCGGUCAGUGUGUUCGUUUUGUUCGCGAUCUGAAGGCGUCACGUCAACCCGGCGCACCGACAAAGGGUGGAAAGAUUGUCAUCAUGGGCCACUCGACUGGUAGUCAGGACGUGCUCCAUUACCUUUACUCGCCGAACCCCGUGCCCAAGAAGGAAUUUGAUCUUGGACUGAACCAUAUGGUUCGCCCCGAACUUGAUGGUGCUAUCCUUCAAGCGCCUGUAUCUGAUAGGGAGGGCUUGCAGGCUAUCAUCGACUCCUCUGAUCAGGCCGACGAGAUUAAAAAUGUUUACGGCGAGCUUGUGGAUUUUGCCAAGAAGAAGCCAUACACAGAGGCCAAUAACGAUACUAUCCUCCCGAUGAACCUGACUGCCAAGCUAUCUUACCCUCCCGAUACGCCUUUAAGUGCCCGGAGAUUCUUGAGCCUAGUCAGCCCUGAAAGCCCUGACAACCCAUCCGAUGAUGAUCUAUUUAGCUCUGACUUGAGCGAUCAGCGUUUGCAGGAAACAUUUGGUAUGAUAGGCAGCCGGGGAAUGGUUGCAUCAAAGAUCUUGUUUUUGUAUUCCGGAGAAGACGAGUAUGCGCCACAUUGGGUGGACAAGCUCAAGUUGCUGAAAAGGUGGCAACAAGCCAUAGAAGCGGGAGGUGCCGAAUGGGAUGCGGGCAAUAGCGGGGUUAUCACUGGAGCAAGCCACAAUGUCAAGGAUGAAGGCCAGCAGGACUUGAUUGCUCGAGUUCUAAAAUACCUUCACAGUCUCUGA